AUGGCGACGCAUACGUCACGUCCCACCCCUGUUUCUAUCGUUAAUGGCACAAGUGAUAGCACCCCGCAAACUGCUACUGCUGACAACACUCAUCCUGCUUCGGUUCCCAUUUCUGGUGACAAGAAUGUUGUUAAGAGUUGCGAAGAUCCUGGCCCCCCUGCCAAUGGAAGUUACACAGUGCAGUUUGAAGAUUUCAUUGUGUACAGUUGCAAUGCAGGGUGUGUGAUGGUGGAUCAUCCCGCUGGUAUUGCGGCAGCACAGUGUCUGGACAAUAAGCAAUGGUCACAUCCGAAACCCACGUGUCACGAUAUCGAUGAAUGUACAGUUGAUAAAGGCAUUUGCAAGAACGGCGUUAAUGGACAAUGCAACAAUACACCUGGAUCAUAUCAAUGUGUUUGCAAGCCUGGUUUUGCAGGAACACCUUGUGCAGUUCCCACCUCACUAACCGGUGUUAGGCCAAGAUCUGACAAGAGCGUUAAUGAUCUAGCUGCUGGCGACAAAAUGAGUAAGUGUUUUUAG
Molecule: messenger RNA, 519 nt
Organism: Sycon ciliatum
Lineage: Eukaryota; Metazoa; Porifera; Calcarea; Leucosolenida; Sycettidae
Product: latent-transforming growth factor beta-binding protein 4-like
Exons: 8
Coding region: 1-519 (172 amino acids)
Molecular function (GO): calcium ion binding
Source: RefSeq, a predicted model, not a curated record